AUGUCCAGGAUCUCCCUGGAAAGCGGAAUAAAACCCUGCACGAUUCGUCAGUACACUGGUGUCGAAGAUAAAAAGACAGACACGGUUACCUUGGCCGAAGUCUUUCAGCCGUCUUGGAGAUACAAGGAAGAACUCAGCUCAACCGACUUCUGGCUACCGUACCCUAUGGCUACCUCUUGCGAAAUACACCGCAUCUUUGGAGAUCCCAAUGCCAAUUUUCCCAACUUGCCUGGGCAAAAACAUGACCAAAACAAACACAAGCAAGUGAUUGCGAUCACCAGCUUGUACAGGCAUGCUGACCUGUCAGUGGCAAUCGGUGGGGGGUUGCCCUGGCUCUCCAUCGUCAGCUCUGACUUAAUAAUUGCCGUCUAA
Messenger RNA from Protopolystoma xenopodis, 372 nucleotides. The record is from the annotation of a GenBank genome assembly. Lineage: Eukaryota; Metazoa; Platyhelminthes; Monogenea; Polystomatidea; Polystomatidae.